AUGGAGGCAGGGAGGCCAGGAGGAGCCAGUGUGGCCAUCCUGGUGCCGGUGGCUGCUACGCUGGAGGUGGCCACAGCCAAGCAGUCACAGCGUCAAGAGAUACUGUGGCGGGAAGUUGAAGAACCGCCAAGAUAUUUGCUGAAGUUUGAACAAAUUUAUCUCUCCAAGCCUUCUUACUGGGAAAGAGAUGGUGCUCCUUCAUCACUGAUGCCAAAUGAGGCCAGAUUACAAAAUCUCACGUAUUCUGCUCCACUUUAUGUUGAUAUAACAAAAACAGUCAUUAAAAAAGGUGAAGAACAACUUCAGACUCAGCAUCAGAAAACUUGUAUAGGAAAAAUUCCAAUUAUGUUGCGUUCAACUUAUUGCCUAUUGAAUGGCUUAACAGAUCGUGAUCUUUGUGAGUUAAAUGAAUGCCCCUUGGACCCUGGUGGCUAUUUCAUUAUUAAUGGAUUAGAAAAGGUUCUAAUUGCACAAGAAAAAAUGGCAACGAACACAGUCUAUGUGUUUGCCAAAAAGGAUUCUAAAUAUGCCUACACAGGAGAGUGUAGAUCAUGUCUGGAGAAUUCUUCCCGACCCACCAGUACUAUUUGGGUUAGCAUGCUGGCAAGAGGAGGACAGGGUGCAAAAAAGAGUGCUAUUGGUCAGCGCAUUGUGGCAACUCUACCAUAUAUCAAGCAAGAAGUUCCCAUUAUUAUUGUGUUCAGAGCAUUAGGUUUCAUGUCUGAAGAUAUUUUAGAGCAUAUUACUUAUGAUUUUGAAGAUCCAGAGAUGAUGGAAAUGGUUAAACCUUCUCUUGAUGAAGCUUUUGUCAUCCAAGAACAGAAUGUUGCACUAAAUUUCAUUGGCUCAAGAGGGGCAAAGCCUGGUGUCACUAAAGAGAAAAGAAUUAAAUAUGCAAAAGAAGUCUUACAGAAAGAAAUGCUCCCUCACGUUGGUGUCAGUGAUUUUUGUGAGACCAAAAAAGCUUAUUUCUUGGGGUAUAUGGUGCAUAGGUUACUUCUAGCAGCUUUGGGUAGAAGAGAAUUAGAUGACAGAGAUCACUAGGGAAACAAAAGAUUGGAUCUUGCUGGACCACUACUUGCAUUCUUAUUUAGAGGCCUGUUUAAGAAUUUGCUUAAAGAAGUACGGAUCUAUGCACAGAAAUUUAUUGAUCGAGGAAAGGAUUUUAACUUGGAGUUGGCAAUUAAAACAAGGAUUAUAUCUGAUGGCCUAAAAUACUCUUUAGCUACUGGAAACUGGGGUGACCAAAGGAAAGCUCAUCAAGCCAGAGCUGGAGUAUCUCAGGUGCUAAACCGCCUGACAUUUGCAUCUACUCUUUCUCACCUGCAUCGUUUAAAUUCUCCAAUCGGUAGAGACGGCAAGCUGGCAAAGCCGAGACAGUUGCAUAAUACAUCGUGGGGAAUGGUGUGUCCUGCUGAGACUCCAGAGGGCCAUGCUGUAGGACUUGUGAAGAACUUAGCCCUGAUGGCUUAUAUUUCAGUUGGAUCACAACCUUCUCCAAUUCUGGAAUUUUUAGAAGAAUGGAGUAUGGAAAAUUUAGAAGAAAUUUCUCCUGCAGCUAUUGCUGACGCAACCAAGAUUUUUGUUAACGGCUGCUGGGUUGGAAUACAUAAAGAUCCCGAACAACUUAUGAACACUCUAAGGAAAUUGCGGCGUCAGAUGGACAUCAUUGUGUCUGAAGUUUCUAUGAUCAGAGAUAUUCGAGAGAGGGAGAUUCGGAUCUAUACAGAUGCCGGUCGUAUUUGUAGACCACUUCUGAUUGUGGAAAAACAAAAGCUUCUGUUGAAGAAGAGACAUAUUGAUCAAUUGAAAGAGAGAGAAUAUAACAACCACAGUUGGCAGGAUCUUGUGGCCAGUGGGGUAGUGGAAUAUAUUGAUACUCUAGAAGAAGAAACAGUGAUUCUGGCAAUGACUCCAAAUGAUUUACAAUAGAAAGAAGUAGCUUAUUGUUCCACAUAUACAUACUGUGAGAUUCACCCAUCAAUGAUUUUCUGUGUCUGUGCAUCUAUUAUUCCAUUUCCUGAUCAUAACCAGUCCCCUAGAAACACAUACCAGUCUGCUAUGGGUAAGCAGGCCAUGGGAGUUUAUAUCACCAACUUUCACAUCCGUAUGGAUACAUUGGCCCAUGUUCUCUACUAUCCUCAAAAACCACUUGUGACUACACAGUCUAUGGAAUAUUUGCGAUUUAGAGAGUUGCCAGCAGGUAUCAAUUCAAUUGUGGCCAUUGCAUCAUACACUGGCUACAAUCAAGAAGACUCCAUUAUCAUGAAUCGUUCAGCGGUAGACCGAGGCUUUUUCAGGUCUGUUUUCUAUCGAUCAUACAAAGAACAGGAGUCUUAUGACAAGCUGGAUGAUGAUGGUCUGAUAGCUCCCGGGGUCCGUGUAUCGGGAGAUGAUGUUAUUAUAGGCAAAACAGUCACCCUGCCUGAAAAUGAAGAUGAGCUGGAGAGCACUAACAGACGCUAUGCCAAGAGAGACUGUAGCACUUUUCUCAGGACUAGUGAGACAGGCAUUGUGGACCAGGUUAUGGUAACUCUCAACCAGGAAGGAUAUAAAUUUUGUAAAAUAAGGGUCCGCUCUGUUAGAAUUCCACAGAUUAGAGACAAAUUUGCCAGUCGACAUGGUCAAAAGGGUACUUGUGGUAUUCAGUAUAGACAAGAGGAUAUGCCUUUCACCUGCGAAGGAAUCACCCCUGAUAUCAUCAUAAAUCCCCAUGCCAUCCCCUCUCGUAUGACAAUUGGUCACUUGAUUGAAUGUCUUCAAGGGAAGGUGUCAGCUAUCAAAGGCGAAAUUGGUGAUGCCACUCCAUUUAACGAUGCCGUUAAUGUGCAGAAGAUUUCUCACCUUUUGUCCGAUUAUGGCUACCAUCUAACAGGAAAUGAGGUCUUGUACAAUGGAUUCACUGGCAGAAAAAUCACAUCACAGAUUUUCAUCGGCCCCACUUACUACCAGCGUUUGAAGCACAUGGUGGAUGACAAGAUCCAUUCCCGUGCUAGGGGGCCUAUUCAGAUCCUUAACAGACAGCCCAUGGAGGGUAGAUCCCGGGAUGGUGGCCUGCGUUUUGGUGAAAUGGAACGAGACUGUCAGAUUGCCCAUGGGGCAGCCCAGUUCUUAAGGGAAAGACUGUUUGAGGCAUCAGAUCCAUAUCAGGUUCAUGUUUGCAAUCUUUGUGGAAUAAUGGCGAUUGCUAACACCAGGACCCAUAUGUAUGAAUGCAGGGGCUGUCGGAAUAAAACCCAGAUUUCUUUGGGUCAAAUGCCUUAUGCGUGCAAACUGUUGUUUCAAGAUCUUAUGUCGAGUAUUGCACCUCGAAUGAUGAGAGUUUAGCUCUUUUAAAAAUUCUCAACAAGACUCUUAUCAAUGCCUUUUGUGUCUUAUUUUAAUGAUAUGGCUUUUUAAAAUAACAAAUAAAUGUGUUACAUUGUGA
This is a messenger RNA of Myotis brandtii (Brandt's bat), 3427 nucleotides long. RefSeq names its product DNA-directed RNA polymerase II subunit RPB2-like. Gene Ontology annotation, molecular function: ribonucleoside binding; DNA binding; DNA-directed RNA polymerase activity. Gene Ontology annotation, biological process: DNA-templated transcription. The record is from RefSeq and is a predicted model, not a curated record. Gene Ontology annotation, cellular component: RNA polymerase II, core complex. NCBI's taxonomy places the organism in Eukaryota, Metazoa, Chordata, Mammalia, Chiroptera, Vespertilionidae.